Messenger RNA from Grammomys surdaster, 4833 nucleotides. It is a transcript of the gene Nckap5l, whose product is annotated as NCK associated protein 5 like. Gene Ontology annotation, biological process: microtubule bundle formation; microtubule depolymerization. Lineage: Eukaryota; Metazoa; Chordata; Mammalia; Rodentia; Muridae. The transcript is spliced from 13 exons. Bases 221 to 4192 code for a protein of 1323 amino acids. The record is from RefSeq and is a predicted model, not a curated record. Gene Ontology annotation, cellular component: microtubule plus-end.
GACAUCAAGAGGCGGCUCCGGUACCCCCCUUUUUCUGCCCCCCCUCACCCGCCCGCCCGCCCCCGAGAUGCGGCCAUGGACCCUGUGGACCAAGCCAGCCGAGCUCAGCACCUGAUUUCGGUGAGGUGACACAUCUGGCUGCCAGAGUGACCGUGCCAGCCUGGUGACAGGACAGAGACCGCCUGCCAGGCCUUGUUCCCAGAGCCUGACUCCCAAGGCCAUGGACCAGCCAGCCGGAGGCACUGGAAACCUGAGGCCAGCGUCGGGAGAAGACAGCAGCAUGGAGCUCGGCACCUGCCAGGAGCUCCUGCACCGACUUCGGGAGCUGGAGGCAGAGAACUCUGCGCUUGCACAGGCCAAUGAGAGUCAGCGGGAGACUUACGAACGCUGCCUGGAUGAGGUUGCCAACCACGUGGUGCAGGCACUGCUGAACCAGAAGGACCUGCGGGAGGAGUGUAUCAAGCUGAAGAAGAGGGUGUUUGACCUGGAGCGGCAGAAUCAGAUGCUGAACGCACUGCUGCAGCAGAAGCUACAGCUCACGGCCAGCUCCCUCCCUCAGAUCCCACUCACCCCCCUCCAGACGCCAUCAGAACGACCAGCCUCCCCAUCCCCAAACGCCACUGAGGGACUGUCCACCUCACUGCCUUUAGGACACUGUGCUGGGCAAAGAGAGGUGUGUUGGGAGCAGCAGGUAAGGCCAGGCGGCCCAGGACCUCCGGCCACUCCACCCCCAGCGCUGGAUGCCCUGUCCCCAUUCCUUCGGAAGAAAGCUCAGAUUUUAGAGGUGCUGCGAGCCUUGGAAGAGACGGACCCUUUGCUCCUGUGCUCACCUGCCACCCCCUGGAGGCCCACAGGCCAAGGCCCUGGCUCCCCUGAGCCCAUCAACGGCGAGCUCUGUGGCCCACCGCAGCCUGACCCCUCACCCUGGGCACCCUAUCUGCUGCUCGGUCCUGGGAGCCUAGGGGCACUGCUGCACUGGGAGCGUGUGUUAGGGGGCCCUGGAGAAGAAGAAGGCAUCCGGCAACCCUGGGCUUCUAGCAGGGCCCCACCGCCCGCCCAGGGCCCCAGCUCUGGCCCACACUGUGCUCCGGGUAGCAGCUCCUCAUCCUCUUCUGAUGAAGCAGGAGAUCCCAAUGAGGCCCCCAGCCCCGACACUCUGCUUGGUGCCCUGGCACGCAAGCAGUUAAAUCUGGGCCAACUCCUUGGAGACACAGAGACUUACCUCCAAGCUUUCCUGGCCGGGGCUACCGGCCCCCUGAAUGGCGACCACCCAGGUGCUGGGAAGCCAUCCUCACCAGAUCCAGGACCCCCACAGGUGUCCAAGUCCAAAGGCCUCCCAAAGUCAGCUUGGGGUGGAAGUACCCCAGAGGCCACCAGGCUGGGCUUUGGUGCUACCUCAGAGGGCCAGGGACCCCUUCCCUUCCUCAGCAUGUUCAUGGGUGCAGGGGACGCCCCGCUGGGCUCCCGGCCUGGCCAUCCCCACUCCUCAUCUCAGGUGAAAAGCAAGCUCCAGAUUGGGCCCCCUUCCCCUGGGGAUGCCCAGGGACCCCUUCUGCCCUCUCCAGCCAGAGGUCUCAAGUUUCUCAAGCUGCCUCCAGCCUCAGAGAAGGUCCCUAGCCCAGGAGGGCCCCAACUCAGUCCCCAGCUUCCCCGGAGUUCUCGGAUCCCUUGCCGAAACAGUGGCUCAGAUGGUAGCCCCUCCCCACUGCUGGCUCGAAGGGGUCUGGGUGGAGGAGAGCUGUCCCCUGAGGGGGCACAGGGCCUGCCCAGCAGCCCUCUACCCUGUUCCGCAAUCCCAGACUCUGUGCAGCUCAGACCCUCCCAGUCAGCUGUGUCCUCUACACUGUCUCCAGGACCAGUAGUGUCUCCCUGCUUUGAAAAUAUCCUGGACCUUUCCCGGAACACCUUUAGGGGUUCUUCCCCAGAGCCACCUCCAUCCCCACUGCAGGUGCCCACCUACCCACAGCUGACCCUGGAGGUGCCCCAGACCCCUGAGGUCCUCAGGAGCCCUGGGGCCCCCAGCCCUGGCCUCCCAGAAUCCUGUCCCUACAGCAGCCCCCAGGAGAAGAGCAUGGACAGAGCAGGCUCUGAGUCUCCCCAUCCCAGUCGCAGGACCCCAGGUGGUUCAUCCAAGAAGCCUGGCCAGGGAUCAGGGCGUCGACCCGGUGAUCCUAGCCACACACCUCUGCGAGACAGACUGGCAGCACUUGGAAAACUGAAGACAGGCCCUGAGGGGCCUCUGGGUCUAGAAAAGAAUGGAGUGCCAGCCCGGUCUAGCACUGAGAAGGCCAGGGCACUAGUGCGGUCAGGAGAUUGUGCUGGAGACACGCCUCCCAGCACGAGACCUAUCGAACAGCCAGAAGCUAAGGGUAUCUUUCGGGGAGCAAUGGCCUUGGGCACAAGCAGCCUGAAGCAGCAGGAACCUGGACUUACGGAUCCUGGUGCCAGAGUCUACUCCUCCCACUCCAUGGGGGCGCGAGUGGACCUGGAGCCCAUCUCACCAAGGAGCUGCCUCACCAAAGUGGAGCUGGCCAAGAGUCGGCUAGCAGGGGCUCUGUGUCCCCAGAUGCCCCGCACACCUGCAAAAGUGCCAACCUCAGCCCCUAGCCUGGUCAAACCCAAAAGCCCUCACAGCAGCCCAACAAAGCUACCCUCCAAGUCACCCACCAAGGUAGUGCCCCGCCCUGUGGUACCCUCGGGCACCAAGGAGCCCCCCAAGCCUGACAAAGUGAAGGGCCCACCUUGGGCAGACUGUGGCAGCACAGUUGGCCAGCCUACAUCCCCAGUACCUGGCCCCGCUGAUCCAAACCAGGGCUCGGAAGGGCCAGCGCCACACUCCGCCAUCGAGGAGAAGGUGAUGAAGGGCAUUGAGGAGAACGUUCUGCGUCUUCAAGGUCAGGAACGGGCUCCGGGCUCCGAAGCCAAGCACCGCAACACCAGCAGCAUUGCCAGCUGGUUCGGCCUUAAAAAGAGCAAGCUGCCAGCUCUGAACCGCCGCACAGAGGCUACCAAAAACAAGGAAGGGGCUGGGGGCAGCUCCCCACUCCGGAAAGAAGUCAAGACAGAAACCCGGAAGCUGGAGGCUGAGAGCCUCAACAUCUCCAAACUGAUGGCGAAGGCAGAAGACCUGCGCCGAGCGCUAGAGGAAGAGAAGGCGUAUCUGAGCAGAGCCCGCCCACGGCCUGGGGGCCCAGCCACAGUGCCCAGCUCCGGUCUGGGGCAGGCGCAAGGCCAGCUAGCCGGCAUGUAUCAGGGUGCAGACACCUUCAUGCAACAGCUACUGAACAGGGUGGACGGCAAGGAGCUGCCCCCCAAGAGCUGGCGGGAGCCCAAGCCUGAGUAUGGGGAUUUCCAGACAAUGUCCACUGAUCCCAAGAGCCCCUGGCCUGCCUGCGGACCUCGGAAUGGCCUGGUAGGCCCACUUCAGGGCUGCGGAAAACCGGGGAAGCCCAGCAGUGAGCCAGGUAGGCGGGAAGAGAUGCCCUCCGAAGACAACCUGACAGAGCCAGUUUCCACCACACACUUCACAGCCUGUGGCUCCUUGACUCGAACCUUGGACAGUGGCAUUGGGACCUUCCCACCCCCAGAUCACAGCAGCAGUGGAACCCCCAGCAAGAAUCUCCCCAAGACCAAGUCACUGCGUCUGGAUCCCCCGCCAGGGGCACCCCCAGCUCGGCCUCCAGGCCUCACCAAAGUCCCUCGCCGUGCCCACACGCUAGAGCGCGAGGUGCCAGGCAUAGAGGAACUGCUGGUGAGUGGGCGGCACCCCAGCAUGCCAGCCUUCCCUGGACUGCUCACGGCUCCCCCAGGCCACCGAAGCCAUCAGACCUGUCCUGAUGAUCCCUGUGAAGACCCAGGCCCUCCCCCACCUGUCCAGCUGGCCAAGAACUGGACCUUCCCCAACACCAGAACAGCUGGCAGCUCCAGUGACCCCUUCCUGUGCCCACCCCGACAACUGGAGGGACUGCCUAGGACCCCCAUGGCCUUGCCCGUAGACGGAAAACAGAGCCUGGAUCCCAGCCGCAUGUCUACGCCUCAGGGCCCGGCAUUUGGAGGCAGUCGUACCCCCAGCACGUCGGACAUGGGCGAGGAAGGCAGAGCGGCCAGUGGGGGCGCUCCCGGGCUGGAGACUUCAGAAUCUCUAAGCGACUCCCUCUAUGACUCGCUGUCCUCCUGUGGGAGCCAGGGUUGAGGGACUGCGCCCCAGAUGACCUGCUUCCGCACUCUGCGCUCCAUGGCUUGGAGCCAAUGAGGCGUGAUCUAAAGGGACCAAGGAGGAGGUGGAUAAGAAGGUGACGGGUCCCUGGCAUGUGCCACCACUGCUGUGGAUGAGACGACCAUGCUCAGCUCAGGGAGAGACCUCACCCCCUGACUCCCCCAGAGUAAGGCUCUGCUCUAAGGGACCGGGGGCUCCAGGCUGCUUUGUCCCAGCUCCUCUCACUUCAGGCCGAGCCAUCUUGCGGUGCUGGGCUUCCUGCCCACCAGCUGUGUCACCUCUGCCCAACCUGGCUGCAACCCUUCCCCAAAGCCCCCAUAGGGCUCCGAUUUUGGAAGCCCCAGGUUUAUGGAGUUUGGGGGUGAGGGGACAAGUUGCCUUCUCUCUCUGCCCUGGUCCUCCCUGCUGUCUGAAUGGUGCUGCCUCCGUUCCCCACAUCGUGGGGUCUGUUUGUCUGUCUUCAUCUUUGUUUUUAUAUAUAUAUAUAUAUAUAUGAAAGCGCCUGGCCCGGUCCCCACACCCAGCCCGCACUGCGGUUAAUUUAUCUGUUGUUGAAAAGCAGCUGCUCUGCUUCUGCGCUGUCCCUAAUAAAACGUGGAGGCCUCUCCCCACCGUGA